CAAACACACUGGUUCCUUCAUCUGCAUGCACUGCCGUUGCCAUGGUAUUUGUUGCUCCUUGCAGUACAACAAAUCCUGUGAUUUAUUCACGAGUUUCUUCUCACAAAACAAGACCUAUCAGGACACGAUGAGACCUACUGUGCUCUUCUUUUAUUUCCUCAUCAUCAUGAGUGAGGGUGUUGAAGCAAACAACAAACCCCGCAGGAGCAUUUCCUUCCAAGACAUGAACUUGAAACAGUUCAAAGAGUCUGGCUUUAGCAGUUUGAGCUCUUUGAUGAUAAGAGAUGACAUUGGUCUACUUGUUGUCGGAGCCAGAGGGAAAGUGCUCACCCUCAACUUGGAUGACAUCACCAAAAAGACCAGUGAGGCCAACUGGAUGGUCAGUCCAGCAGACAAAGCCCUCUGUCAGAGGAAGGGCAAAGACACUAAGGAAUGUGAUAACUUCAUCAGGACCCUGCACACAACAGAGGAUGGUAAAAUGCUAGUUUGUGGGACGAACGCUUUCAAUCCUGCAUGUGACUACAUGACUUUCACAAAUGGAAAAGUUGCCCUGGACGGAAACAAGCACGUAGGUAGAGGAAUAGUUCCUUUUGACCCUGACCAACACUUUGCUUCCCUUAUGAUUGGAAACACUUUGUACUCAGCCUCUUCCUCCAACUUUCUGGGCACAGAGCUGGUGUUUCAGAGAAAUGGACUGAACCCUCUCAAGACUGAAAUGAAACAUUCCUGGUUCAAUGAGCCCACCAUGAUUUCCAUAAAGCUUGUUGAAGCAAGCAAAGACAGUGAGAACGGUGAAGACGACAGUGUAUUUUUGUUCUUCACUGAGAAUGCUGUAGAGGAACUUCGUGACAACAUCCAGGUGUCGAGAAUAGCCCGAGUCUGUAAGAGUGACUUGGGGGGCAGUAGGACCCUGCAGAGAAAGUGGACUUCAUUCUUGAAAGCCCGUUUGGACUGUCCAUUUGGUGGUGUCGGCUUGCCCUCCCUCGUCCAAGACGUUUUCCUCCUUCAAGACCUAAAAAACUGGACGGAUAGCAUCUUCUAUGCCACGUUCACUUCCAACUCGGAGUCCUCAGGUGCUUGCAACCAGUCUGCUGUCUGUGCAUACAAGCUGUCAGACAUCAGCCAGGUGUUCAGCGGGAGGUUUUUGACUGAGAAGGAUGCUGGGAGGUGGGACACAUACACAGGAGAAGAGCCUGUCCCUUACCCUGGUUCAUGCAUUAAUGAUGAAAUGCGGGCCAAAGGUGUGAUGACCUCCCUAGACCUCUCAGACGAAACCCUGCUGUUUGUGAAGAACCACCCUCUGAUGGAGAGCGUGGUUACACCGAUAACUGGCAAGCCUCUGCUGUUCCAGAUAGGGACACGAUUUUCCAAAAUUGUUGUGGAUCAAGUUGCAUCACUGGAUGGGCGACAGCAUCAAAUUAUGCUUAUUGGCACAGACUCUGGUUGGCUGCAGAAGGCAGUGAGGUUUGAUGGCGAGGGUGGCCGCAUCAUUGAGGAGCUGCAGCUGUUUCAAAUUCCUCAGCCUGUCAACUUUCUCCAGCUCUCCUCCAAAACAGGCCAGCUGUACAGCGGUGCCAAUAAUGUCACUGUUCAGGUUAAUGUAAGGGAAUGCAGCCACUACACAUCGUGCGAUGACUGCCUUCUUGCCAGAGACCCAUACUGUGGCUGGGACAAGAUCAGAGGCCAGUGUGCAUCUGUUGUUGGCGCAUCACUUGGGUCUAUGAUUCAGAGUCUAAGUGAUGGAGACAUCAGGAUGUGCCCGAUCUCUGAUUUGAAAAGGAAACCUGACGUCGUCCAUCUCAUCAUGGGGAUAGCCCAGUUUCUCCCAUGUUCCCCUGAGACCAACCUUCCAGUCAGCUGGCGCUUCUCUAAUAGCACCCUCCUUCCUGGCCCCCGUCACACUGUGCUCAGCCAGGGCCUUAUCAUCAGACCCUCCUUGUCUGAUGCUGACCUUUACACCUGUGAGACAGAGGAAAUGGUGAAUGGCAAAGUACACCGCAAGAUGGUAGUCCAGUACCUCAUCCAGGUUGAGGACACUAAAACUGUGGUCAGGAACUUGAAGGUGGCUGUGAUUGCCUUGAGUGUUCUCCUGGGCUCAUUGUCAUUGCUACAUAAGAUAAAGGCCAAAUUGCGAAACCCUAUUGAUUGUGCCAAUGAAAACAGCAACAACAAUCAAGUGAUCUCUGUGAGGUCUUUCUGUGACUAUGACCAGACCAUGCACCAGCACAUGGAGGAAGGUCGGGCUCCCUGUUACCAGGAAGAGGGGCGCCACAGGGAGGCUAACAGUGGGAAUGAUGGGAAUGCAGAGAUUGGGAGUGUUACAUCUGUACAUCAUUCUCCCAGAAGGCACUGUGGCAAAAUUGGCUGAGGAGAAGGUGGAGGGGGAGAAUGACAACUGUUGCACAGUUAUUGAGAUCAUCAAGUGAUCCCCCUCUUCUAGCAUUCAAGUCACUGUAUUUCCUUUUGUGUCAUUUUAUUGUAUUGAAUAAACAUGGUCUUUAUGAGCCCUCUGCUCAGGUA
Messenger RNA from Thunnus maccoyii (southern bluefin tuna), 2520 nucleotides. RefSeq names its product semaphorin-4E-like. Lineage: Eukaryota; Metazoa; Chordata; Actinopteri; Scombriformes; Scombridae. The transcript is spliced from 16 exons. Gene Ontology annotation, molecular function: semaphorin receptor binding; chemorepellent activity. Gene Ontology annotation, biological process: negative chemotaxis; negative regulation of axon extension involved in axon guidance; axon guidance. The coding region runs from base 26 to 2368 and encodes 780 amino acids. The record is from RefSeq and is a predicted model, not a curated record.